UUCUUUCUGAGUUUGGGUUUUUCUCAUUUUCUUUGUAAACAUUGUCUCCUUCUAAUUUCUUCAUCAUCAGCAUCAUCAUCACCAUCAUCAUCUUCAUCAUCUUCUGGGGUUUUGAAUUUCGGAUUUUUUAUUCUACUGUUGAUCGGAGUUGCGUCUCUAAUUCAACAGGAAAUGUGAACCAGCCUUCUUAACAAGAGUCGAUCAGCAUUAAUAGAGCUACUAUGGCAACUGAGAACCCUAUGAGAAUUGUGGAUAGUGGUGGAGCUGGAAAGUGGUCACCAUCUAGCGACACUGCUUCCUUCACUUCAGCUAGUGCAGUGACGGAUGAAUUGGGAUUGCUUCUUAGAGGACAUGCUGUUGAUAGAAAUCGAAGUAUCAUCGCUCCCAACCGUAGUGGCAGUGCACCUCCAAGCAUCGAGGGCUCAUUUGCAGCUUUUGGUGAUCUUAUAAAUAAACAGCCCGUCCCCAACUCAAGUUCAACAGCUUUGAGCAGUGCUAUAGGGAAUUCUCACUCUGAGUUUUUGCAGCAGGAUGAUUCUUUGUAUUCAAAAUAUUUAAACAAUGAUUUGAAUGCAACGGCUCAUCCUCAUACAAUUACGAGGAGCAACAUGCACCUUGCACUCCAGAACGCGUACAAUCCAGGAAGUUCUCUUUCCACUCAUGAGGAAGAGCCUGAAGGCGAUAGAUCACCCAAGGGAGCUUCGGAUGACGGAGUGGAUAUCGUGCUUGAGCAGAACAUGCUGUCGUCUAUUGGUCAUCAUAAAAGCUUGGUUGAUCUUAUACAGGCAGAUUUUCCCCGAACACCUUCACCAGUAUUUAGCCAUAAUAUUGCGCCCGGCCCAACUGAAGAAGCAUUUCAUCAUGAUAUUCAGAACCUGACAUUGGAUUCCUUGUCCAUCGAAGCUUCAGAACCACGUGAACCAAAGUCAAGUACGGGUUCUACAAGUAAGAUUGAUUUGCCUCGUGGGUCAAUAUCAACAAUUGAACCUCCAGCGGCUUCAGUACCUAUAUAUCCUUGUCUUGACACCUCAGGAAGGUCUACUGCUUAUAUUGCUAGUGAUCGUGUGAGUGGUGGCAAUACAGAAUCAGAUGCUUUCAAAAGCGUAGAUAGAGUGGAGAGUGAUCAAGAUAAACAAGGAGUAGAGUUUGAUGAGCAGCAUGAAUUACAUAUGCAGAGUACUCAUUCUCAGCAUGCUGCAGGGUACCAUGUCCCUAGAUCUCCAGUACAAGGACCUGGUCCACAAUCAUUUAACAACUACUCAGCUCCACAGGGCCGUAUCGAGAUGCAGGCACAUCUUCAUUCUCACAGUGGUCACCCUCCUUUAUAUGCAACUACUGCAGCUUACAUGGCACCGGCAAAUUCAUUUUAUACAAAUUUGAAUACUUCUGGUCUAUAUAGUCCACAAUACAGUGGAUAUGCUAUGGGUUCCUCGUAUCUGCCCCCUUAUUUGCCUGGAUAUCCACCUCAUACAGGUUUUCCUUUUCAUUUUAACGCCAAUCCAGGACAAAGUUUUGUUGGACAAAGUGCUGGUGUUCCAACUGGGGAAAACAUCUCCAAAGGGUCUGUCGUACAAAACAUGAACAGGUUCUAUGGCCAACCUGGAUUGACGAUUCAGCCCCCCUUUCCGGAUCCUCUUUCAAUGCAAUAUUUCCAAGGGGUUGUGCAAGAUCCAUAUGGUGCCUCUCUGCAGUAUAAUCAGUUGCCUUCUCCUGGUAUGAUUAGCAAACCAGUUGAUUCUUUUACUUUAACUAAUAAUCCAAAUUCUAUUUUUCAUGCAGGUGACCAGAAAUUCCAGUUAACCCCUAGUGGAAGUAUCGGCAUUCACAGUCCAACGAAAAUGAGGAUACCGAGUAGUAGUUACCUCAGCAGUCCUACAGGUCUGGGAUUUGUGCCUCAGUUUCAGUCGCCACCUCUUGGUAGUCCAGUAAUGCCAGAUUCCCCAGUUGGAGGCCCUAAUUCAUUGGGAAAGCGAUAUGAUAUUGGAUUUUCUCAAAACCCAGCAAAAAAUGUUGGUAUUCCAAGAUGGCAAGGACAGAGGGGAGCUGAUGGUAUCAAUGACCAUAGGAAGCAUUCAUUUCUUGAAGAGCUGAAAGCUAGCAGUACCCGGAGAAUUGAUCUCUCAGACAUUGUAGGCCGUAUUGUUGAAUUCAGUGUGGAUCAGCAUGGCAGUCGAUUUAUACAACAAAAGUUGGAAAAUUGUAGUGUUGAAGAGAAGGAGUUGGUUUUCAGGGAAGUUCUUCCUCAUGCUUCGAAAUUGAUGACUGAUGUCUUUGGGAACUAUGUUAUUCAGAAGUUCUUUGAAUAUGGAACUUAUGAGCAGAGGAAGGAGCUUGCAAGUCAACUAUCGGGGCAGAUGUUGCCUUUAAGUUUACAAAUGUAUGGUUGCCGGGUAAUUCAAAAGGCACUAGAGGUUAUUGAAGUUGAUCAAAAGACGGAACUUGUGCUCGAACUUGAUGGACAUGUGAUGAGAUGUGUACGAGAUCAAAAUGGAAAUCAUGUCAUACAGAAAUGUAUUGAAUGCGUGCCUCCAGAAAAAAUUGAUUUUAUCAUCUCAGCCUUCCGGGGUCAAGUAGCUGCACUAUCAACUCAUCCAUAUGGUUGCCGUGUCAUUCAGAGAGUUUUGGAGCAUUGUUCGGAUGACUUGUGCUGUCGACCAAUAGUGGAUGAGAUAAUGGAAUCCGCAUAUGAUCUUGCACAUGAUCAGUAUGGUAACUAUGUUACGCAGCAUGUGUUGGAAAGGGGAAAACCAUUUGAGCGUAGUCAAAUUAUCCAGAAAUUGUAUGGAAGAAUCGUGCCGAUGAGCCAACAUAAGUAUGCAUCAAAUGUGGUGGAGAAAUGCCUCGAGUAUGGUGACACUACUGAGUGUGACUGCUUGAUUGAGGAGAUUCUUUCACAGCCUGAGGAUGGCGAUAGUUUAUUGACGAUGAUGAAGGAUCAGUACGCGAAUUACGUGGUGCAGAAGAUUAUUGAUAUUAGCAACGAGAAUCAGCGGGAGAGACUGCUUAACUGUAUCCAGCUUCAUCUUGUUGCUUUGAAGAAAUAUACAUAUGGGAAACACAUAGUUGCCCGGUUUGAACAAUUGACUAAUGAAGAUAAUGAAUCUUCAGAAGCCUAGGCAUUCUUUGACAUGGCGGCAGUGAAGUGUAUUCUAUGCUGGGCACUGAUAAGUGUUGCUGAAUGCUCUGAUACUUUGGAAUUAUAUUUUUAAAUAUAUUUGGCUUGCAGUAUAUAUGUGUUGUAGGAAUUGUAAGUUGAUUGGAUGAAUAAUUCAUAGUUAUCUUGCUACAUACAUAUCUAGUGUUGAACCAAGAAAUGAGCUUCAAUUCAAUUGA
Messenger RNA from Salvia hispanica, 3333 nucleotides. The record is from RefSeq and is a predicted model, not a curated record. NCBI's taxonomy places the organism in Eukaryota, Viridiplantae, Streptophyta, Magnoliopsida, Lamiales, Lamiaceae.